GGAAGAUACAAAUCAUUUGGACUUCCCCGUGCACACAAAUUCCGAGAGGGACACAAAAAUUCUAGUUUACCGCCAAAAACAUUCUUUCCAAAAUCGACAUUUGCUCUCCUCCUCUAAACGAUAUCUCUCGGGAUCUUCACGCUUAAAUCAGAUAGGGCCUAGGGUUUCCGACUUCCGAGCAUCGUCAACUUUGUUACUCACCGCCGGCGGACGGAGAAAAUGUCUCCUUCUUCAGCCACCACUUGCACUUCCCUUCUUCAAGAGUUGCAGAUAAUAUGGGAUGAGAUUGGUGAAAGUUACAAUGAGAGAGACACGAUGCUGCUUGAACUUGAGCAGGAAUGUCUGGAUAUAUACAACAAAAAGGUUGAGAAGACUCGCAAGCACAGAGCUGAGUUACAACGAUCGUUAGCUCAAGCUGAAGCUGAAAUUGCCAGCCUCAUGUCUGCACUUGAUGAACAAGUCUCGUUUUCAAGGAAAGAAGGCUCUUUGAAGGAGCAGAUCUCUUCUGUAAAGCCUGUACUGGAUGAUCUGAUGAUGAAAAAGGAUCAGAGAUGCAAAGAACUCUCCGAGACUCUUACACAAAUUGCAGAGAUCUCGUCUAACAUUGCGGGGAAUGAUUAUCCUGUUGGCUCUGGUCCAGAAAUUGAUGAAAGUGACUUAACACAAAGAAAGUUGGAUGAACAAAGAGCACAUCUGCAGGAUCUUCGCAAAGAAAAGGCUGUUCGACUGCAGAAAGUAGAUUCUUAUAUCAGUGCUGUCCAUGAGUUGUCAGAGAUUAUGUCAUUUGAUUUCUCUAAAGCCUUGAAUAAUGUCCAUAAAAGCUUGACCGAGUUUUCGAAGACUCACUCGAAAAGCAUUAGUAAUGAUACUCUUGCUAGAUUAACAGAACUUGUAGAGUCUCUGAAGAAUGAGAAACGCCAGAGGCUGUUUAAGCUACAAGGUUUGGGAAUAACCAUGCAAGAGCUGUGGAAUUUAAUGGAAACACCUAUGGAUGAGAGAAGAAGAUUUGAAAGUUUAAGUAGUUUACUUUCUGUUCCAGCUGAUGAUGCCUUAGGAAAAGGAUGCCUCGGUCUGAACAUUCUCCGAGAGGCUGAAGAUGAAGUGAAAAGACUGAACGCCCUGAAGUCCAGCAAAAUGAAGGAAUUGGUGUUGAAGAGGCAGUGUGAACUAGAAGAAAUCUGCAGAGAGGUUCAUAUGGAUGUCAAUAGCGAUGCUGCAAGGCAGAGUCUUCUCGACCUCAUUGAUUCUGGUGAUUGUGAUCUGUCUGAUAUUCUGGCAAGCAUAGAUGGCCAAAUCGAGAAGGCAAAAGAGGAAGCUAUAAGCAGAAAGGAAAUUUUAGACAAAGUUGAAAAGUUGAGGCACGCAAAGGAAGAAGAAAAAUGGCUUGAUGAUUAUGAAAAGGAUGAAAAUCGAUUCAGUGCUGUAAGAGGAGCGCACAAAAAUUUAAAACGGGCAGAGAAAGCUAGGAGCCUGAUCAGCAAAAUUCCUGCAAUGAUCGACGGUCUGGCCACCAAAGUGAAGGCCUGGGAACAAGAAAGAGGAGUCCCCUUCUUAUGUGAUAAGUACCCGUUAUUACAAACACUGGAAGAAGAAAUUGUUCUGCGAGCUGAAAGAGAGGAGGAAAAGCGUCUACUCCGGGAGCAGAAACGAGUACAAGGUCACCUUGCUACAGAGAAAGAAGCAAAGUAUGGUUCAAAGUCUGCAAAGAAGAAGCCAUUGGGACAGAGCCUUAACACAGACAAUGUGACCAAAACUCCAAUCGGUCGACGGAUUGGGAAUACACCGGGACGUCCUGCUGUUUCUGGUGGCAAAGAUUUUAGAGGCAAUGCCGCAAUACCAUUGAACUAUGUUGCUCUUCAGAAAGAUGAUUAACCAUAGAUACUCAGAAAGUGAGGGUUUUAGAUAAGCACAGCCGACAUUACAUGUUCAUGAGCUGAGACUUAAGCUUCUAUUUUGUUUUAUGCUUCCUUCGCUAUUCAAGUUUUACAAAUAUUGGUAAAGCUAUGAAUAUAAAGUUGCUCAUUUCACU
This is a messenger RNA of Thlaspi arvense, 2029 nucleotides long. The record is from the annotation of a GenBank genome assembly. Lineage: Eukaryota; Viridiplantae; Streptophyta; Magnoliopsida; Brassicales; Brassicaceae.